Messenger RNA from Emiliania huxleyi CCMP1516, 1766 nucleotides. RefSeq lists its product as hypothetical. The transcript has 7 exons. Gene Ontology annotation, cellular component: membrane. Gene Ontology annotation, biological process: magnesium ion transport. Bases 75 to 1502 code for a protein of 475 amino acids. Gene Ontology annotation, molecular function: magnesium ion transmembrane transporter activity. The record is from RefSeq and is a predicted model, not a curated record. NCBI's taxonomy places the organism in Eukaryota, Haptophyta, Isochrysidales, Noelaerhabdaceae.
CAAGCGACUCGCUUUGCUCAACAGCGUCGCAUAGUGUUUGGAGUUGCGAGUCGAAAGGCCGCGACCGUCAUCUGAUGCCACUAUCUCCAUCACUGGCACCAUCGGCGCCACCGCCGGUUGGUCGAUGCGAUCCGCGACUGGAUGACAGUCAGGCGGACGACUGGAUUCAACUCCCCGCAGCAACGCGGCAGAGUCUUGGCGUGGGUCUCGCUGCUCUCUCGGCUCUGAUCUCCACGUUUGCGCUGCUCAUCAUGAAGCACUCGGCUGAUGUCGAGAAGGGCCUCCCGCUGCGGCCCAGCUGCAAGCACCCGUGGCGCAAGCGCUGGUGGAUAGGAUUCAUAAUGAACACUGGCAGCGAGCUGGGCAUUUCGACAUUCGCACUCAUGUUUGUGCCGAUGACGGUCAUCGCGCCGGUCAACGGCUCCGCCGUUAUAUUCUCCGCCCUUGUCGCGCGCCUCGGAUGGGUCUCGGAUCGCAUCUACCGCAUCACCCAGGUGCGGGAGUACCUCUCCUAUCUCGAGUGGCUGGCGCUCUUCGCCGUUGUCGGGACGCCGGGCGUUGCUCAUCGCUGUCACCGGCAUUGUCCUCUGCGCGGGCCGUCGCCCGAGAACACGCUGCCGCUGCCAGAGGUGCAGGAGCAGUUCUCGGGCGCCCCCUUCCUCGCGCUCGCCAUUCCCGCCGGCGUGUACGUCGUGCUGUGCGUGGCCAUCCUCGUGCCCCGCUCGCCCCUGAAGCGGUGGAGGCCGGCGCCAAACUCACUCCGGCUCUCGCUGCUGACGGCGGCGGGCGCGGGCGUGGCGGGGGCAUUCUCGAUGACCUUCGGCAAGGUCACCUGGCUCGCGCUCGGCGUGCUGGUCGCCUCCGCUCCAACGCAGCUGUGGCUGCUCAACUGGGCGCUCGGCUCGGGGAAGGCGUCGUUCACGGUCCCGCUCUACACGGUGAUGAUCAUCUCGACCAACAUCGUGCUCGGCGGCCUGCUCUUCGACGAGUUCGCCUGCCUGUCGCGCGCGUACCUCUUCGUCUGCGCGUUUGUCAUGGUGGUGGUUGGCGUGUGCCUGCUCUCGCCGGCCAGUGGAGGGAAGCAGCCGGGCAACAGCGUCACCCUCUUCGUCUCCAUCGCCGGCGCCUCGACGGCGCACGCCUCUGUCGACAUCUUCCGGCCGAGGGAGGUGCGGCGCUCGCGGCGAAACGAGCGACUGUCCAUGUCCACCAACCCGCUCUCCUCGCAGAACCGGGCGCACACCGCGUUUGGGUCGCGGCGCAACGCGCUCGAGCAGAUCAUCGCUCAGCGGCAGCCGUCCCCCGCCGGAAGCCCGACCCCUACGAGCUGCUCCUCUCCGGUAGCCCCACAGCUCUGCCCGGGCUCCCACGGCUCUGUUCGGGCAGAGGAGCUACCGGCGCCGGUGCCGGUGGUAGACGGCGUACAGCUCGAUGGCCAUCACCUCGGCACAGAGGGGGAGGAUGGUAGCCCGCCAGCCGCCCCACCUCCGCGGUACCGCUGACAUGUGCAUGCACAUGCACGGUGCUCUGCAGGAUAUGGACUGUCCGACAGUCGCCGCCGCACUACUCAAUAUACGUUGUGUGACCAUGCUGGCGGGGCCUCUGACACGGCUCUGAUUGCAGCAGCUUGUAAAGUAGGAGGAAGAGUAGAGAGGACCGUGAAAUCUGAAACGGCGUGCAGCUCAGUUGUGAGAGCAGAGUCGCCGAGACGAGCCUCGGUCCGCGUGCCUCCUCGUCUCCCGCGUAUACACGCUAUAUACCGUUCU